This is a messenger RNA of Saprolegnia diclina VS20, 652 nucleotides long. RefSeq lists its product as hypothetical. The record is from RefSeq and is a predicted model, not a curated record. Lineage: Eukaryota; Oomycota; Saprolegniomycetes; Saprolegniales; Saprolegniaceae. The transcript is spliced from 3 exons. Bases 8 to 652 code for a protein of 214 amino acids.
CUUACCAAUGCCGUCGUCCAAGGUCGGUGUCGAGCGCGGCCCGUCGCCGGAUGCUGUGCCGCGCUUUGCCGUGGCGUACCACCAGGGUGCUGUGGCCCUCAGCGUCCUUGUCUCGUGCUUGAUCGUCGCCAUGCCGUUUGAAGCGUACAUCUCCGAGACGCUGCCGUGGGCAACAGCACUGCCCGUGCCCCACGAUCUAAGCAACCUCACGCUCUUCAACCAAACGGCACUUGCGACGCACCAAGCGCUCUACACUCGAUCGACGCUGCCGCUCGGCGCACCCUAUUAUUUCGACGUCUCGCGCAACGCUCACGUGUGCCGCCACGUCAUUUCGACGGCCAACAACCGCAGCACGCUGGUCUUCGAGCUGAGCACCGCGCUGGCACUGCGUGGCCACCGGGACGACUUGGCGCUAGACCAUGCGUGGCGCUACGUGGUCGUCAUCGGUGAUCCGACCGCGCCGCUCGUCAUUGACGCGUACGUCGUCACCGCAUUUUUUGUCGAUUUUUCGCUCAGUCCGCACAUGGUGGCCGUGGCGGUACUGCGCUUGCUUCAAGUCAACGAUCUUUGGGCGGCACUCAAGGCAGCCAUUUACCUGUUUCGCAUGGUACGAUAUACACGAUUGUCUAUACUAUGUUGGACGAUUUUGUAG